AGUUCCGUGUUGUUACCGGGCGGUAACCGUGAGUUUAACGGCAGCUAAUUGAAAGGGAUUUUUUAGGAUCUGAGGGACUCAGUCGGUGUUUAGCCAACCGGUUAGCCGCUAAGCUAACUAGCUAGUCGCUAAGCUAACAGCCCGACUUUAAAAUCAGACGAAGAAGAGUUUUUGUAGUUUCGGUUUUGUAGUCCUAUUAGCAUGGAUGCUAGCGGGGAAACAGCUACUGUAGCUUCAGAGGAAGAAGAGGGACAACAUCAAGUCCAAGUCCUGACCCAGGAGGAGGCUCUGGACCAGAAAGUGAACCAGGACCUAGACCAGAGCCUAGACCAGAAGCUGGACCUAGACCAGGACCUGGAACAGAACCUGGAGCAGAGUCUGGACCUGGAGCACAGCCUGGAGCAGAGCCUGAACCAGAACAUGGACCAGGACCUGGACCAGAACCUAGACCAUAGCCCGGAGCAGUGCUUGGACCAGAACCUGGACUUAGAACAGGACCUGGACCAGAGCCUGGAGCAGAGCCUGAACCAGAACAUGGACCAGGACCUGGAACAGAACCUGGAGCAGAGCCUGGAGCAGUGCCUGGAGCAGUGCCUGGACCAGGACCUGGACCUAGAACAGGACCUGGACCAGAGCCUGGAGCGGUGCCUGGACCAGGACCUGGACCUAGACCAGAGCGUGGAGCAGGUCCUGGAGCAGAGCCUGAACCAGCACAUGGACCAGGACCUGGACCAGAACCUAGACCAGGACCUGGACCAGAAGCUGGACCAGGACGUGGACCUGGACUUUGAUCUGGACCUGGAUCUGGAUGACUUGACGCUGGAAGACCUGCUCCAGAGGGUCCAGGAGGUCCAGACCGACUGCACCACGACGGAGUCCGGCGUCUCUACGGAUCCCGACUGGGAGAGUCACCUGGUGGCCACGUUGGACUACAGCUCGGCCCUGAAGGAGCAGUUUGACCAGCUGAAGAAGAAGCAGGAUGAGGAGGAGAUGGAGCAUGAAAAACACAAACAGGGGCUUGAGAAGAGGAAGGAGGAGGCGACCAGACAGCACCAGGUUCUACUGGAAAAACUGGACUCUCUGAGGGUGAAACUGCAGCUCAACAACUCGAAGGCCACCAGGAAGAACUUCUUAAGCAAGAAGCAGGAGAUGAUGACGGAGAAGAACCGAGCCAAGCAGGAGAAGAACAAGUUGGCCAAGGAGCUGGAGGAGAGCGACAGGAAGCUGGCGGAGCUGACGGAGGAGCAGAGCGAGGAGCAGCAACGGUGGCGGCAGGAGCUGGAGGAGCUGAGGAAGGAGAUGGAGCGGACCAGUAAAGAGGCGCAGGAGGCUCAGCUGCAGGCGCUGCAGGACGAGAUCACAGCUGUGGAAACGCAACGCGACGUGGCCAUGACUCGCAUCGAGGCCUGGACCAGGGAGGUGGGCCAGUACCUGAACACUCUCAGGGUGGAGUUUCCUCAGCAGUACUCCCAUGAACGACCCAAGUGGGAGAAGAAGGAGGGUUUGGUCCGGAGGAACCAGGCCGAGCUGCAGAGUCGCUUCCAGGAGGUCCUGCAGCAGCUGCAGCAGGGCCGAGAGCUGGAGUCCCUCCCCAGGAUCAACGUACCGACGCUGCCUCAGGUCCCAAUGGCCGACCUGAGGUUCAACCAGGUGAUGCAGGCUGUGGUUCGUCCACAGUUCAUGGUUCCGCCUCCUCCAAUCCAGAUGAAACCAUCCAACCCACGACCGAGACACCCCCAGUACUUCUACCUGCAGCGCCACGGUCUCCCUCACCCCCACCACCCCCACUUCCAUCCCGACUUCCCCUACGACCUCCCACCGCCCCUUCACUUUCCCCCCUCUGUCCCCCGACCACAGCACCAGCCUCCACGUCAGUUCCAGCCCCACAUCCGAGCCCCGGUGAGGGUGACUCCGCCUCCCAGUCUGUCCCCGUCCCCCCCAGUUCAACCAGUCCACCCUGUCACCCCUUCCCCGCCUCCUCCGGCUGCACCUGGUACUGUUCCUGCUGCUGCCCCGUCGGCCCCCGCUGGCAAACUCGACAAGGUCCUGGAGAAGCUCGGCGCCCGGUACCCACAAUGCAACAGGGCUCAGCUGACGUCGCUGCUCCAGCAGGUGAAGACCUCUCGUGGUACUUUGGCCGGCAUGUCCAUGGAGGAGGUGAUCGAGCAGGUCGGCUACAAGCUGGUCCAGAGCGAGAGGUCAGCGCCGGGCCCCAUCAGCCGGCCGAUGCCCCCGGGGCCCAUCCAGAGACCGAAUGUUCCUCAGCAGAGACCCGGGCCGCCGGUACCACCAGGAGUUCAAGCCGCCGGGCCCCGUAAACUCUGCCUGAUGUGCCAGAACCACGUGGACCCGGAGAACCGCCACCCACUGAGCUGCUCCCAUACCAUCCACAGAGACUGCAUCCAGAUGUGGCUCAAGUCCAGCAAGAACAACUCCUGUCCGUUCUGUCCGGCCAAGUGACGGAGGAACCAGGAAGGGAAACCUCGGGCUCAGCGCCUUUCCAAAUCAUUUGUUAGAGUUCUAUUCUAAAAUAUCCAAUGCUGGAUGCCUUUAAGAUUGAUUUUUGGAUGUAGAAGGGAUCGUCACACUUAGUGCCUGCUGCUAUCUUUCUUUACGUUUACACUGAAUCUGAGUAACUGUAAUCAGCAAGCCUACAAUAAAGUUCUUUAAAAUUAAACAUAAAA
Messenger RNA from Amphiprion ocellaris (clown anemonefish), 2684 nucleotides. RefSeq names its product ring finger protein 214 (gene rnf214). The transcript has 6 exons. Lineage: Eukaryota; Metazoa; Chordata; Actinopteri; Pomacentridae. Gene Ontology annotation, molecular function: ubiquitin-protein transferase activity. Bases 202 to 2460 code for a protein of 752 amino acids. The record is from RefSeq and is a predicted model, not a curated record.